CCCACCCCACCCCCACCAUCUCCCGCGACACGCGAAAACACCACCAGCCGCGGCGCGGCGGGGAAUUUGCCGGAUGGAGUCGGAGGGCCAGGACAUGCCGCCGGGCGAGGGGGAGGCGCAGGGGCACGCCGGCGGUGUGGCUGAGCCGGGGGCGAUGGCGAUGGUGCCGGUGCCGGUGCGCGGGGGGUACAUGGUGGUGCCCAAGCCGGAGCCGGUGGAGCUCUUCGGGGGCGCCGGGGCCGGGGGCGGGAUGGUGGUGCGCAAGCCGCCGCCCAGGAACCGGGACCGGCACACCAAGGUCGAGGGCCGCGGCCGCCGGAUCCGCAUGCCGGCCGCCUGCGCCGCCAGGAUCUUCCAGCUCACCCGCGAGCUAGGGCACAAGUCGGACGGCGAGACCGUGCGCUGGCUGCUGCAGCAGUCCGAGCCGGCCAUCGUCGCCGCCACGGGCACCGGCACCGUGCCCGCCAUCGCCACCACCGUCGACGGCGUGCUCCGGAUCCCCACCCAGUCCUCCUCCUCCGCCUCCUCCGCCGUCGUCGACGACGAGGCCUCCGCCAAGCGCCGCCGCAAGCUGCAGCCCACGCGCGCCGCGGGGCCGCUCGCCACCGUGCCGCCCGCCGCCGCCUACUACUCCGUCCUCGCCGACCCCCUCCUGCAGGGCGGCGCCGGGGGCGCGGCCAUUUCCGUCGCCAGCGGCCUCGCUCCCAUCGGCGGCCAGCAGGGCCUCGUCCCCGUCUUCGCCGUCCCGUCCGCCGCCGGGGCCGCCGGAGGCAACCACAUGAUCCCCCAGGCCACCGCCGUGUGGAUGGUCCCGCAGCCGGCCGGCGCCCCCAACCAGCCCACCCAGUACUGGGCUUUCCAGUCCGCGCCACAGCUCAUCAACCUCGCCGGCGCGCAGACCAUGCCGCCUGGAGCUGUGUUCCCCAACGUUGCCGCCGACUACCAUCAACAGCAGCAGUCUGCCUCUACCGUGGUCCAGAACACCAACUCGGACCACCAGCAGUUCAGCCACCAUCUCACCGGCGAGUCGCACGAGCAGCAGCGCCGUGACCACCACCCGGAGGAGGACGACGCCGAUGACGACGACGAGCCCGUCUCCGACUCCAGCCCAGAAGACUAACGAAGCAGAGCAAAGCCACGAAAGCACUCCACUGCACGCACCUCAGCCAAAAGUCAAUCCAAAGAAGAAACCUUAGGUUCUAUUCUAGUGAAAUAUUUAUUCUCCGAUUAUGUAUUAGUCAGUAAUGAUACCACUGUUGCCCCUAAUGAGUGUUUUUUUUGGUACCAUGACUAUUGUUGGUUGUCCCUAAUUAUUCUUGACCUUGAAUCAAUAAGAACACGAAACAUGGGGAAAAACUUGAGCUUU
This is a messenger RNA of Triticum dicoccoides, 1366 nucleotides long. RefSeq names its product transcription factor PCF2-like. Gene Ontology annotation, molecular function: DNA-binding transcription factor activity; sequence-specific DNA binding. The transcript has a single exon. Lineage: Eukaryota; Viridiplantae; Streptophyta; Magnoliopsida; Poales; Poaceae. Gene Ontology annotation, cellular component: nucleus. The record is from RefSeq and is a predicted model, not a curated record. The coding region runs from base 74 to 1120 and encodes 348 amino acids.